Messenger RNA from Ostertagia ostertagi, 585 nucleotides. The record is from the annotation of a GenBank genome assembly. NCBI's taxonomy places the organism in Eukaryota, Metazoa, Nematoda, Chromadorea, Rhabditida, Trichostrongylidae.
GUUUUGAAUCGAAUUGGUGGGAAUUGUGUACGUAGAUUACACACGCAGUUAGAGCGGGACGCAAAACGUCUUCAAGAAUCCCUAAAUGACGAGAACUGGAUCGCGGUGUAUCGGUAUCCACGAAUACGAUUUGCUGCGCUACUUGCCAGAGCCAAGCUCCUUCAGACAGUUGUCACAGUGUUGUACUUGCCUUAUUCCUCAUAUCAAUACCUUGUUGGACACGUCGAUGCAACGUGGUUCUAUUCAACGGCAGCACUCGCUUUUUUGGCCCCUGUCCUGCUUGCAGUGUUUAGCAGGUAUUUGAAUAGACUUAUUGGAGUAAUAGCAAUGAACGAAAGCAACGAUUACGUCAGAAUUGGAUACUUGUCCUUCUGGGGUGCACGAAGGAAUAAAUAUUUGGAGAUUGACGAUGUGCUCCCAUUAACUGAGGUGGCCGGUAGCAAAAACGAUGCGUUGGUCAAAUUCUCUUGGUUUGGAGGGAACAACUUUCUACUAAAUCUAACACUUACAAAGACGUUCAAUUAUUGUUGGACGAACAUAUCAGCAAAAUUGUUAUUUCUGGACAUCUCAACCUAUACCAAAUAA